GGCGGGGCUGUGAGGAGCAGCCAGGGGGAGGCGGCGGCGGCGGCGGCGGCUGGUCGGUGAGCAGCGGGAAGACCGGAGCCGGGCGGAGCACCUGCAGCGCGGGCGGCGGCUUCACCAUGGCGAUUCGCAGGAAGAGCACCAAGAGCCCCCCGAUCCUGAGCCACGAAUUCAUCCUGCAGAAUCACGCGGACAUCGUCUCCUGUGUGGCGAUGGUCUUCCUGCUGGGGCUCAUGUUCGAGAUAUCAGCAAAAGUUGCUAUCAUUUUUGUUACUCUUCAGUACAAUGUUACCCUCCCUGCAACAGAAGAACAAGCUACUGAAUCAGCAUCUUUUUAUUACUAUGGUAUCAAAGAUUUGGCUACAAUUUUCUUCUACAUGCUAGUGGCGAUAAUUGUUCAUGCCAUAAUUCAAGAGUAUGUGUUGGAUAAAAUUAACAGGCGAAUGCACUUCUCCAAAACGAAACACAGCAAGUUUAAUGAAUCUGGUCAGCUUAGUGCAUUCUACCUCUUUUCUUGUAUUUGGGGCACAUUCAUUCUAGUAUCUGAAAACUACAUCUCAGACCCAACUAUCUUGUGGAGGUCUUAUCCCCCUAACCUGAUGACAUUUCAGGUGAAGUUUUUCUACAUAUUACAGUUGGCUUACUGGUUUCAUGCUUUUCCUGAGCUCUACUUCCAGAAAACCAAAAAAGAGGAUAUUCCUCGGCAGCUUGUCUACAUAGGUCUUUACCUCUUUCACAUCGCCGGAGCUUAUCUUUUGAACUUGAAUCAUCUAGGACUUGUUCUUUUGGUGCCACAUUAUUUUGUGGAAUUUCUUUUCCACAUUUCCCGCCUGUUUUAUUUCACUGAUGAAAAGUAUCAGAAAGGCUUUUCUCUGUGGGCAGUUCUGUUUGUUUUGGGAAGACUUCUGACUUUAAUUCUUUCAGUACUCACUGUUGGCUUUGGCCUUGCAAGAGCAGAGAACCAGAAGCUGGAUUUCAGUACUGGAAACUUCAAUGUGCUGGGCGUAAGAAUUGCUGUUCUGGCAUCGAUUUGCAUUACCCAAGCAUUCAUGAUGUGGAAGUUCAUUAAUUUUCAGCUUCGCAGGUGGAGAGAACAUUCUGCUUUUCAGGCACCAACUGUGAAGAAGAAGCCAACAGUGACAAAGGGCAGAUCUAGAAAAGGAACAGAAAAUGGUGUAAAUGGAACAGUAACUUCAAAUGGAGCAGACUCUCCUCGUAAUAGAAAAGAGAAAUCUUCAUAAUGAAUUAUAUAAUCCAAUUGAUUAAUGUCCCCAAAGAAAUCUCCUUUGUACUAUAUCUUUCAGCACUAGAGAUUUUUUUUUCCUGUUCUUAAAAAUGCAGUUUGUGCUCUUUGAUUCUU
Molecule: messenger RNA, 1357 nt
Organism: Myotis davidii
Lineage: Eukaryota; Metazoa; Chordata; Mammalia; Chiroptera; Vespertilionidae
Gene: TRAM1
Product: translocation associated membrane protein 1
Exons: 11
Coding region: 117-1238 (373 amino acids)
Biological process (GO): protein insertion into ER membrane; SRP-dependent cotranslational protein targeting to membrane, translocation
Cellular component (GO): endoplasmic reticulum membrane
Source: RefSeq, a predicted model, not a curated record